Molecule: messenger RNA, 1134 nt
Organism: Plenodomus lingam JN3
Lineage: Eukaryota; Fungi; Ascomycota; Dothideomycetes; Pleosporales; Leptosphaeriaceae
Source: RefSeq, a predicted model, not a curated record
AUGUCAAACAAACACCAUCGUACAAGUACACUACAACACCGCAAAGACACCGACGGGGAAGCCGCGUUCCUCGCCGAUCCUCUGCCAUCACUGUACUGCGAAGUACGCCAAACGUUUCGCGGCAAGGCGGCUAUUCUUCGGGCCAUGUGGAGAGAUGACCGUAGAUAUUCGAGGGUUGGUCAUGCAUUCUCCAAGUGCGGAUGGAGGGGUGGCAUUGCGGGCGCUGACCAAGUGCCCAGCCGCAGCUUCGUGAAGGGUCGUAUGAUACCGAGGGCUGAGCUGUCGCAGUUCAGGACUAUGCAGGUGCGACUGUUUCUGCGCGUCUCCACACGCAAAUGGAGCAGGUCUGUACAAGUAGUUCGGGCUGCCGCUCCAUGGAGCACGAGGGGCGUCGGCAAGCGCUCCAUCGAUUUUAGCCUAGACGACGUGGUGCAGAAGCAAAAUGAGACAACAGGCGAUUUGACAAUCUGCGGUCAUAAGCGCCUCAUCAACUGCUGGGCCACGCUGAGGUGCGGGACACAGAGGAGUCGCCCUGGUCAGCCGCUACAUGAUUUCCGGAUCGAGGUGUGGUCGCACAAGCUUCGUAGCGGUGUUGUAACCGUUCUCGGUAAGGCCCAGGCCGACACUGGUCGAGCAAGACCACCGGGUGCAGCGCGCAGUAGCAGGUUUGAGCUGCUGCAUUGCAUGGCCGCCUCUGCCUGGGAGCUACGAGAUGGGUGGGUUUUUGUCAGCCCAGGCUCCAGAGUAGGAGCAGCAAUAGCUUUCACGAGUAAUGAACUGUCACAAGCCAGACAGAUCGCACAUGGAGGAGCGAUGCCCAUGGAAAUUGUCUGGCGUGUACAUACCACGAACGGGCACAGUUUCACUGGGCAACAAGCAAUGUCCCUAGAGACACAGUUCUUGCUCGUGUGGAUUCCGACCUGCACCUUUUCUGGAGAGAAAUGCAACAAUUUUGGCCCCAAAACUCCUUGGUGCCAGCACAUACCAAAUCGAGAGGUCCAGGCAGUCGGGAGCUCUCGCGGUUACCUACCUUGGCUGUACCGCAGUGCUGACGCCAACCUCGAGGGCUGGCUGCAUGGACCGUUGGCACAAGGCCACAGUACUGGCAAUACAUCGCACAUACAUGGUAAUUAG